AUGCUGCUCCACCCAAGAGCAGCCGCCCGCCGCACAGCACCCCGGCUGCACCUGGAAGGCGUCCAGCUACCCUGGAGCACUGCAGGGACGUACCUGGGGCUGCGCAUUGAUCACCGACUGUCCUGGCUGCCUGCUGUCAAGAUCCUGCAGGUGCAGGUCCUCCGGGUCCGCAAGGCAGUCUCCCAGCUUCUUGCCCGAGGACAGGGCUGUACCACUGGGUGGGCAUUGCGGCUGUACGACGCAGCAGCUACCUCACGCCUGCGGUACGCCUUCCCACUCGUGGCACUACCACCUGCCCGUCUCAAGAAGCUGGAGCUGCAGCAUCGGGCCGCGAUUAGGCUCUGCCUGGGCGCUCCCCGCAGUUCCCGAGUCGCUGCAACCUUGGCCGAGGCAGGAGCAUGGCCCCUGUCACUCCUCCUCCUGCAGCAGGGGCUACGCCAUGUUGACCGCCUCCACCAUGGACCAGACGUCAGUGCCCUGCUCUCCCGACUGCGCUCGCGGCCCCAUUCACAGAUGGGCAGACUCUGUGGGCUGUACGAGGAGGUGAUCGGGAGGCCUCCAGCGAACAACGCACAGCUGCCUCCUCCCCAGAGACCACCCAUACCCAUCACCACAGAGCUGCCCGGCGUUUCCAAACGGCGCUCCCCGACUUGUGCCCUUCAACAGACGGCUGCCUCCCUCCUGCAUGAGGACCACGGAGGAAACCUGCAGAUCUACGUUGACGGCUCGGUGAUGCCAGACACAGGCUCGUCGACUGCGGCCUGCGUGGUGCCCGCUUUGCGGAAGAGCAAGCAGUGUCGCCUCCCCGACCAUGCGACGUUAACCGCGGCAGAGGUAGCAGGCCUUCACCUGGCUGUAGACUUACUCGCAGAGGAGCUGCCGGUGACCCCAGUGACCAUCUACUGCGAUUCCAGGGCGGCACUUCUCAGCCUGCAGAGGCCAGAAAGGGCCAGCCUCGGGGUUGCCCUGCUCUCGACAAGGCUGAUGGCGCUCCAGGAGGCGGGCUGCUCAGUGUCCCUGCACUGGCUUCCAGCCCACGUAGGGUUACUGGGCAACGAGGAAGCAGAUGCACUGGCAAAGCGUGCCAACCACUGCGCGGUCCCGCCUAGCCUGGCUGUGACAGCCAAUGAUUUCACAAGCCACAGGCUUCGGCGCCAUCUGCUGGCCUGCCAUCCGGACAAGCGGACGUCCUUGGGCCGCCCUCCGCGACCACUUCCACAGCGCGGCCUCGCACGCAGGGAGACCUCCCUCCUUCUGCGACUGAGGAUUGGCUGCUGUUGGACGGGUGCUCGCCGCCACCGUCAUGGCCUCAUCGCCUCUCCAGCCUGUGCCUCCUGUUAG
Molecule: messenger RNA, 1341 nt
Organism: Dermacentor andersoni
Lineage: Eukaryota; Metazoa; Arthropoda; Arachnida; Ixodida; Ixodidae
Source: RefSeq, a predicted model, not a curated record